UAAAGAAAACCCUGAUGGUACGUUCUCAAUCGUGGAUCCUGCGACCUCAAUACCAUACCCCGGCACGGUCGGCAUGGAGAAAGAGAAGCCAUAUCGAUGCGAGGUAUGCGGCAAGCGAUAUAAAAACUUGAACGGUCUCAAGUAUCAUCGACAACACAGCCCACCUUGCAAUCCAGAUCUCAAGCUCAACAACCCGAAUGUUCCCGGUCUGCCGACCAAUCUGCAAAACCUGAAUGCCAACGUCGCCGGCGCUGGACUUGUCGGCGAGGGCAUGGGCUACUGAGUCAGCUCAAUUUCCGCGGUUUGCGGUUCGCUUGGGUGCAGCCCUGCUUACCUGCUCGAGCGCUGUCACAUUCCCGUUCACCGCCCGGGCACUCAGCGUCUGUGCAGCGAUCGGACGCACACACUUCACCUACAGCUGCACAUUGUUUUCUUCCGCAUCGCGCAGCAUCUACCGUUCGAGACUGGUCGAAUCACUCGACCCUUUUUUCGCACAUUGUUAUAGCGAUAUCGUUUAGCGAGGCGUUUGGGAGUUUGGAAUGAUCUCCGAAGGGAGGACCUGGCAUCGCCAAUGCUUGCUACGAUACCCCUCUAGAUCGAAAUGCCGCGAUCUUUGUUUAUUGGCAACGGCUUGGGCACAAAAGACCGCUUGGACCUUUAUUUUUGAUACGACCUCGGGCUACCCUUGGGCACAGCGUCCCAGCUAUUUUCUGCUUUGCUCGAUGAAUCGCCUGACGAAUGCACGAUGCAAGCAGCGACGGCAAGGAUUGCAAGCUUUUACAGAAAACAUGAAUGGUUUUAUUAAUGUUGAGAGGAUGGCGUUGAGAGCGGCGUUUGAACAGCGAAGAAUAGACCACAAGUAGACAUCGCCACUUGGUGCGUGAGCACGAUAGAGAGACUUCUC
Molecule: messenger RNA, 904 nt
Organism: Pseudocercospora fijiensis CIRAD86
Lineage: Eukaryota; Fungi; Ascomycota; Dothideomycetes; Mycosphaerellales; Mycosphaerellaceae
Exons: 1
Coding region: 540-863 (107 amino acids)
Source: RefSeq, a predicted model, not a curated record